This is a messenger RNA of Oppiella nova, 1890 nucleotides long. The record is from the annotation of a GenBank genome assembly. Lineage: Eukaryota; Metazoa; Arthropoda; Arachnida; Sarcoptiformes; Oppiidae.
AUGGGAAAUCGCAAGAAGUCGGACGACUCGGCCAAGAAGGACACGGAUAAGCCGAAAGUGAUUCAAACCUACUCUCGAGUGACGCCGAAGCAGACGAUAUCGACGCCGAAGCUGUUGGCCAUCAGUCAGACUCAGCUGAAGUCGCAGCUGAGCGGCGGUGGACAGGCGUCAGGCGCGAAGAUUACGCCGAAGUUUGUGUCGACACCGGCGGCGACGCAGAAGAAGGCGCCGGCUUCGGCACAGAGGCGGACGGCGACACCGAUGACUAAAUACAUCGACGGUCUGCCGGAACUCCACGAAUGCACUCUCGAUGUCGAGAAUGACUCGCAACUGACGAAACUUCCCGACAAAAUACUACUCUUGCACUCAGAGCUACCCCUGAAUCUGGCGCUCAGUGUUGAACACGAAGACGAGUCGUUCCUAUUCCGUCAGAUCGUGUCCCCAAUGGAGCCCAACCGCUACGUCUGCCUCCUCUGCAAAGGCAUUGACGUGAGCUAUGCGACCAAAGAGGAGAAGGAUAUCAUAUCGCACUACCGGACGCUACACGAGCUCGAAGUGGUGACAGCGAACGCCAAGUUCUCCGAAGACAUUGUCUUCAUAUGCCUGCCGAAGACGAUUCUGCAGCAGCUGAAGAGCAACAACAACGCCAUCCCCCUGAACGCCCCCUGUCAGUACUGCGGCGAUGAGGUGCGGCUCAUCAACAUCGAGAACAUGAAGCAGCACUACUGUCUGGAGCACAACAAGGAGGUGACAAUGAUAGAGCAGGAGGAGAUACUCCGGAUGCACCUCUUCUUCUACUGCAGUCAAUGCAAGCACCAGUCGAAGGACUUCGACGCCCACCACAAGCACAUGAAGGACGAGCACAAAUGCAAGUCAUAUAAGUGCAAGAAUUGUGUACUCAUUACGCAAGACCUGACGAGACUGAAGACCCACUUCCGCGCGAAGCAUAUGAUUAACAACUCGACGCAGAAUAUGCAGUGCUAUUACUGUCACGGACUGCUCAUUGGCAUCGAUCGGCUCAAUAAGCACAUCCAACAGUCACAUAUGGUUCAGACGGGGCCCCAGGAGUUCUCGUGCGUUGCGUGUCUCAAGCCGUGCGGUCGCGGCAAAGAUCUGUUAAUUCACGCGCAGACGUGCGAUAAGGCCGGCAAUAAGGACAGAGACUCCAAGGAGGAUAAGGGUGGCAAAGGCGCGGCUAAACAACACGUACAGCCGGCUACUGACGCCGAGAGUGAGGCCGCCAUCUGUUUCCUGUGCGGCGACGAGUUCGAGAACAACGAGAUCUGUCUCCUCCACCAACACCACGUCCACAUGCGAUGGGUGUCCGAUCUGAGACGCUACACGUCCAACACGACGGCCCAACUCAUAGACCCGCCGUUGCCCAAAGAGCUGACCAUCGAUGACCUGACGCCCGAAGAGGACCUCCGCAAGUCGAAAGUGGACACAAUUGUGGGCCAUUGGUGUCGUAUGUGCGACCAAAUGGUGAAAGUGUAUCGCCUGUAUUACCUCCAUAUGGCUAACUAUCAUAAGCUGAACAAAGAAUUUCAAUGCAAUGUCUCCAACUGUAAGCAACAGUUCACGUCCGCCGAAGCCUUUCACGAGCACAUGAUUUCGACGAAUCACACGCAGAAGACUAUUAUCACACAUCCGGACGAAGUGUUUGUCUGCGCCUACUGUGACCUAUACUUCGGCUCCGACGAGGACUUAGUGGCGCACCUCAUAACGGACCAACACAUCAAUAAGUUCACGGCUUCCGGUCAUUUUCAUCGCACAGAGCCGAGGAAUUUCAAGUGUAAGGCCUGUCACACGUUCUUCGGUAUGAAGGAGUCAUACAUUCAUCACUUGGAGACCGAACCCCAUCAGUACGCCUGUCCCUAUUGCGGUAUAUCG